CGUGUGAUUUCCUCUGUUAAUCCAGCGAGUCAACCCCGGUGAUUCAGAAUACCCUCCCUCUCUCUCUCUCUCUCUCUCAAUCCCCAAAACACACACAGUCGAAUCCAGCGAUUUUUCAGACUAUAUAGGAAUACAAAGAUCAACAAAUUUCUCAUCUUGAUUGAAUUUGAAAUCCAAUUUCCAAUUUAAUCGUUGAAUUUGUUUCCAAAAAAACCCUAGAAAUGCAAUUCCCCCAAAUUUGAAUGAGAGCCUUAGCCCUAGCCCUAACCCUAACCCUAACCCCAAUCCUUCGUUUCCUCUAAAUGUGGCCGUUUGCAGAGAGAAUCAAUCGAUCGAUUUUCUGAAUCAGAGGGCCGAUCAAUCAAUGAAAUUGUCCCAAAAACCCGAGAGAUGACAAUUCCCCAAAUUUGAAUGGAAACCCUAGCUUUAAUCCCAGCCACCUCCGAAGGUGGUGGUUUUCCGAUCAUCUGGACGCUCCGUCGCUUCUCUCUCUUCUUUUCUGGUGGCUGAGCACCGGUGCUUUUUCAAUUUGUUUUCAAGUUCAUUCUGUUUUUGGAUUAUAGAGUUUGAUUUGGAGCUUGUCAAGGAUCGUCAACAGUACCCGUUAUUAGAGACUAGAACGAGAGUUUGUCAACUGUGAUUUUGGUUACAGAUAGCAAAAGAGAACAGUUAGAGAGAGAGAGAGAGAGAGAGAUGGGCAGUUCGGAUAAGGGAACAGGUGUGGUUGAUUGCAGCGUUGGAACAAUUGUCUGGGUUCGGCGACGGAAUGGCUCGUGGUGGCCUGGCAAGAUUCUCGGUCCUGAGGAGCUCUCAGCUGCUCAUCUCAUGUCUCCGCGAUCUGGGACUCCAGUAAAGCUUCUUGGAAGGGAAGAUGCCAGCGUGGACUGGUACAAUUUGGAAAAGUCCAAGCGUGUGAAGGCAUUCCGAUGUGGUGAGUUUGAUGAUUGUAUUGAAAGGGCUGAAUCUUCCCAGGGGAUGCCUCCAAAGAAAAGAGAGAAAUAUGCACGUCGGGAAGAUGCUAUUCUUCAUGCUCUUGAACUUGAGAAGCAGCUGCUGGAGGAUAAGUAUGGUAAAGUAGAUUGUUCUUCUAAUGGUAAGACCAAUAAAUCUUCUGAUGCUGUGAAAAAGGAGUUAGUGACACCUUUAGAAUCCUCGGGUCAUGGCAAUGGAAGACAUGUGCACCCCAAAUCACAUUCGAAGAAACUAGAUUCGCCCCUUGAGGACAAGAGCAUGGAUCAUCCUCUCUAUGCACAAAAAUCCAAAGAAGGAGGUCAACUGGCAGCGGAUGAGGAUAAUUCUGAAGUAAUACCCCGGAUGAGAGGUUUGCAUGACUUAGGUCUCAGGAUUGCCCCUUCAAAACGAAAGCUUUCUUCUUCCGUUGCUCUGAAUGGCUCUCAUAAACCUGAACAUGAUAAUAAUGCCCAUGCCAUUCCUAGCAGCAAUCUUAGCACAGAAAACACGGUUCAUGCCAACAGUAAAAGUUCUUUAGAUAAAAAGAGAAAGUCGCAUGAAAUGUUGCCUGAUGAAUCCCUAGUUAAGAGACGUGAUAGGCGCCGUCCACUUGUUCAAGUACUGCAGAGUAGUGCAAAGUUGCCAGUUCAUGACUCCUUGAAACGUGAUAAUGAUACUAUUUCUAUCCUUGUGUCAGGAGAGGAGCAGACAGGACAUGCAAAGCCGAGCAAUUGUGUUUACUUUCCAGGCGAGUCUAGUGAUUGUUUGGAUGACAAGAAAAUUUGCUCCGAUCAGAUUGCAAUGUCACCUUCCCGCGUCGAAGUGAGUAAUUCUCCUCAUCCUGCUGCUUUGGGUGAAGAGAACACUUCUGAAUCUAUGGAAAAUACUGAAACUGAUUCUUCUGAGACUGAUUCUCUGGAUUCAGAUGCAGAUGAGGAGCUGGAACUUUCAGAUGCUGCUGUACUCGCAGAAUUGGAACCAAAAUUUAUGGAAAGAUCCGGAGCACAAAUUCAACAUGGAAACAUGAGCAGUGAGGAGCCUGAUGACUUAGUACGUGCCAAUGAUGCAUCUCACCUUAGCCCGCGCAACCCUGUUUUGGCUAGUAUGGGGAUGUCUGAAUGGCAACUGAAAGGGAAGAGGAACAAUCGUGGUCUUCCCAAAAGGCCCAGUGAUGUAACUGAUAGAAGGGUUUCGAGAGGUUCCAUGUAUGGAACAUAUCUUGAAGAGAUGGAAAGCAAUGGUUGUGAUGAGCCUGAUUUAAUUGAAAAGAACUUUAGGACCCAAAGACGUGCAUUUGACAACCGUGAAUAUGUGUUAACCUCAAAAUCCACAUCCAAACGUUCAGAUGAUAUCACACACAAUAUAAUUGAUUGGGAUGAGUUGGCUUGGAAUGAAAAAAGAUACUGGGAGGAUUCAAGCAAUUACUUUGAUCCUAUAUUUGUAGGCCGUCAUAAUAUUGGUGGCAAGAUGAAGUCCAUGUUGAUAGAUGUGGAUCUGAAGGUUCAGUCAAGCUAUCAAAGAGAGCAUGUCCCUAUGAUUUCUUUGAUGAGUAAGUUAAAUGGUCAGGCAAUUGUGGGCCACCCCAUCCAAAUUGAAGCAAUGGAAAAUGGUAUGUCUGAAAUUCUUCUUUCAGCAGCUGAUGAUAUUUGCCCAGAAACUUUGGAUAACGAUGCUGCACUUUCUCCAGUGUGGAGAACUGCAAGGAGGACGGCCAAUUUCCGUGUCCCACGCUUAAAUCCAUCAGCAACAGUGGACGGAGAAGAAACAGCAGAGCAUUUUCAAUAUGUGGAUCAAGACAAGAAAGUACUAUUCAAGAAAUCUAAUGUGGGGAAUUUUGGUCACAAGGGAAGUAAGAUGAAGAAGAGCCUCCCUCAUGCUUCCCGUCCUCCAAUGGACCGGAAGUUUUCAAGAAAGGCACCGAAGAAGAUAAGCUUAUCUUCUAGCCAAAAGAUAAAAACUCUGUCGUCAAUUGGCACAGAACAUAAACAGAAACAGAAACUUGGUAAUGAUUCGAAACAUGGUAACAACAAUUUUCAAGAUGAUGGGCUGAUCAAAGGGGAGUCUGGACCCACUGCAGUAGCUUGUAUCCCUGUUAAACUAGUGUUCAGUAGGUUAUAUGAGGAGUUGGUUGGUCGCCAUCAAUAAAACCCGGUCAUGGGGGCUUCUGUGAAUGGCAAUGCAUAUUACAGAAAGUAAUCGGGAUUGGGAGGACAUAGACUGUGCAGACUGGGACAGCCUUCAAUAAUCCGAUGAAACCUCGUACAGGGCAGGAAGCCGGCUUGAUUCGGGAUGAUGUCACAGUUUCUGUACAUGGGUUUUUACCGAGGAAGCAUAAGAAAGAGAAAGUGUAGACUUUCAUUAGCCCAGAGUAGUUGUCUGAAACUUAAAUAGACAUUAAUGUACAUUGUAUUUUCUAAAGAAAUCAUGUAUUUUGCAAGGUUCUUUUUUAAUUUAAAUAUAUAAGAACCUCAGCAGUGGAUGGUCAAAUGUAGUAUGCAGAUCCGUGUUGUAGGUUAUAUACAUACAUGCUUUACUUUACUUUA
Molecule: messenger RNA, 3494 nt
Organism: Camellia sinensis
Lineage: Eukaryota; Viridiplantae; Streptophyta; Magnoliopsida; Ericales; Theaceae
Source: RefSeq, a predicted model, not a curated record